AUGAACAGUUUUACAGGCGAAUGUCCACCACCACCUUCCCCUACCACAUGUCGGAGGUGUCCUUUGCUAAAGUCAUCAAAUCCUGUGGCACAGGAAGAGGAUGAAAUGGCAGAAACUGGACCUGAGGCCUUGGCCAGGAUGAUUGUGGCAAAAGGACUAAUCAUCCUGGUGCCAAGCACCCAAUCGUUCAUCUACCAGGGCUUCUCAGUCUAGCAGCACAUCAUUACCCUGUUGCCAACGGAGACGUGCUCCUGCUCUGCAACGGACAGCGCCCAGAGGUGUUCACCGACUGGCAGCUUUAUUGGCCAUUGGCGGGAGUGUGGACAAAACGCUUUGACCAUAUGUGUGCCACCAAGGAGCAUGUCCAGAUGCCCACCAAAUCCCAGGAAGGAUUGUCGACUGUUGAUCAAUGGGUAGGUCUUAUUUGUUACACGAUUUUUUCUUAUUUGGGUAUGUGAUAACAUUUUGACCAUUUUACUAAGCCUUGUGGUCCUCCUGGGUUUUCUGUAUAUCCAGAUCUGUCCAUAACUGAACUGUCACAAUUGAUCUAUAGGGUGAUCAAUUCCAACAGUCUCGGUCUGAGACACAUCCCAGCAGGUACGACGAAUUGGAGAAUAGAUUAUGUUGAAUGUGAAACUGUUUUCCCACUGUAUGUUCAUCACAUCUGUACACUCAGGCAGUUUGAACACCCUUUUUCUGCCCAUGAUCUGUUUGUGUAGGUGAAGAAAUUGUGGGCCAUUUCAUCGGAUGGAGUGGCCAGGGCAAAGGCAAGGAUUUCGUUGGAGGGACGCGUUGCCAUCCUGCACCUCCAUGACUUCAUUACAUUGAAGCCCAUCGAGUGGCUUAGUGGGCAGGUAUAUUCAGGUCGCCCACAUGUUAUGGUUGAAUUGUAUGAAAUAGCCAUGCGUGCAGUUCAUACGAAGUACAAUUAGAGCUGUUGCCUGCGCUGACUGUCUUGCCUGGGCAUCAUGUCAACUUUGACCAACCAUAUGCCAUUCUGGUUUAGAUCUUUGACUUCUACAUCCAACUGAAGAGGAUGACCUUGAAGUGGAGAGUGAUGUUUUUAUUGUGGAUCAUCUUGUGGCAGGGAAUAUCCUGCAUGGGAUAA
Coregonus sp. 'balchen' is the source of this 1108-nucleotide messenger RNA. The record is from the annotation of a GenBank genome assembly. Lineage: Eukaryota; Metazoa; Chordata; Actinopteri; Salmoniformes; Salmonidae.